This is a messenger RNA of Syzygium oleosum, 5615 nucleotides long. Its product is annotated as disease resistance protein RPV1-like. NCBI's taxonomy places the organism in Eukaryota, Viridiplantae, Streptophyta, Magnoliopsida, Myrtales, Myrtaceae. The record is from RefSeq and is a predicted model, not a curated record. Gene Ontology annotation, biological process: signal transduction; defense response. The transcript is spliced from 4 exons. Gene Ontology annotation, molecular function: ADP binding. The coding region runs from base 115 to 4038 and encodes 1307 amino acids.
GAGAACAUUAUAGAAAGAGAAAAAAUCUGUAUCCUCAGAUCUGUCAUUCGUUUGCCGUGGUUUCCCAUCCGAUUAGUCUUGCUUUCAGUUUUCAUCCUCAUAGAAUUUCUAAAGAUGAACAGUACAGCAAUCACCUUCGUGGAGAAGCCGGUUUCCAAGUCCCCAGUUUCAUCGGAUGCAUCCCCGGGAUGUGAUUAUGAUGUGUUCUUAAGCUUUAGAGGUCCAGACUCUCGCAAGGGCUUCACAAGCCACCUCUACCAGCGACUCCAAGAAGCGAGAGUUCGCGUGUUCAGAGACGAUGACGAGCUUCCUCUAGGAGAGGAGAUUGGCCCGCAGCUUUUCCGGGCCAUCGACAACAGUAAGAUCUCGAUCCCAGUUCUCUCGGAAUGCUAUGCUUCCAGUAAAUGGUGCCUUUCUGAGCUCGCUCGGAUGCUCAAGUGCAAGAAAGAGAUGAAACAAGUGAUCUUGCCCAUAUUCUAUAAAGUAGAGCCCGCAGAUGUGAAAUGGCUCAAAGGAACCUUUGGAGAUGUCUUCAAUUCGUACACGAAGCGGCGUUUCGGGGAUAGCGAUGUCCAGGAAUGGAGACAAGCACUCAAAGAAGUUGGAUCCUUGAAAGGACUGGUAUCCGAAAAUAUUGCUAAUGGGAAUGAGGCAGAGCUCAUAGAAUGGGUUGUUGUAAAGGUUUUGAGCGAGUUAAAGAAUGCUUUUAAGUUAGUGACCCCUAAACACUUGGUGGGAGUGGACAUUCAUGUAAAAAAAAUUAUGACUAUGGUAGAUACUAAAUUUGAAGAUACUCGGAUACUUGGAAUUCAUGGAAUGGGUGGUGCUGGUAAAACAACUCUUGCCAAAAUCAUCUACAACGAACUGUCAAGCCAAUUUGAGCGCCACGGCUUCUUAGCAGAUAUCCGAGAAACGGAAUCGCGUAAGGGAAUUGUGCACUUGCAGAAGGAAUUGAUCUCUGAAGUUCUUAAGGGAAGCCCCCACAAAGUUUCUAACAGAGACCACGGAAUCAAUAUCAUCAGUUCUAGAUUUGGAGGCAAAAGAGUUCUCAUUUUUCUUGACGAUGUGAGUGACAAAGAUCAGUUAGAUGCACUUGUGGGAGGUCAUGAGUUUUUCGGUUUUGGAAGUAGGAUCAUUAUUACAACUAGAGAUAAGGCUAUUCUUAAUCAGUUUGGGACGUCAUACUGGGCAUAUGAGCUCAUGGGAUUGGACAAAGAAAAUGCUAUGGUUCUAUUUUGUAGACAUGCCUUUCAACGUGACUUCCCUCCUCCUGCCUUGAACGAUCUUUGUCGUGAUAUUGUCUCAACUACUGGGCAGCUCCCGUUGGCUCUUGAGGUUAUUGGGUCACUCUUAUGCGACAAACCUGAAAAUGCGUGGAGAGAGGUAUUAAAGAAGUUGAGAAAAGUGCCUUAUAAGGAGGUUGAGGAGAAGCUGAAGAUAAGUUACGAUAUGCUAACCGAUGAUGUGAAGCAAAUAUUUCUCGACAUUGCAUGCUUUUUCAAUGGAACAAAUCCAAGACUUCCAAUUUAUAUGUGGGAUGACUGUGGCUUUUCUCCGAACUUGGGACUAGAAGUGUUGAGUCUCAUGUCCCUGGUUAAAAUUGUCCAAGGCUACAGGGGAAAUAGGUUAUGGAUGCAUGACCAAUUGAGAGAUCUCGGUAGAAGUAUUAUUAGUAAGGAAAACCGUGUGAAGCCAAGUGAAUGCAGUAGAUUAUGGAUUCAUGGGGAAGCUUUUAAAGAACUCGAGAAAAAUGAGGGAACAGAUCAGAUCGAGGCCCUCCAUCUUGAUUAUUCUGAAUCGCUUUCUAAACCAUACUGCUUAACAAAUGAGCAGUUUCGAAAACUGCCGAACUUAAGGUACCUUCGUGCCCACAACGCAGAAGUCACGGGAGAUUUCAAGGACCUUCGUAAAUUAAGAUGGCUUGAUUGGAUGGCCUGCGAAACGUCUUUUUCCCCUGCGAACUUCCCUCCAGAGAACUUGAUUAUUCUUAAUGUAAGAGUUGGCGGUCUCACAGAGCACUGCGACACAUGGCACCAUGUGAAUGGAUUAGAGAAGCUCAAAGUUCUGAGGCUUCUGCACUGCUAUAACUUGAUUGAAACUCCUGACUUCUCAACUCUCCAGAAUCUUGAGAUUUUGAAUCUUGAAUAUUGUGUUAAUCUGGUCAAAAUUCAUCCUUCUAUCAGGAAUAUCAGGAAUCUCAUAUCCUUAAGUUUGACGGAUUGUGAGAAACUCAAGGAGCUACCUAAAGAAAUGGGGUGUCUAACAAACUUGACGGAGCUUCUUAUUGAUGGCAGUUCCAUACAAGAGAUUCCCGUGUCCAUAGGUCGCAUGAGGAAGCUUGAGAUUGUUUCUGCUUGUAAUUGUAGAUCAUUGGUCCAAAUUGACAGCUCCAUAGGAUCCCUCCGGAAAUUGCAUAGCUUGUUGCUGGACAGAUGUCGCUCACUGAGUACACUUCCUGACUCCAUUGGAAAGUUGAAAUCUUUAACCCAACUGUCUCUAUCAGAAUCGGGUGUCAAGGAACUGCCCCAGUCCAUCGGGGAUCUACACAAUUUGAAAGUUUUGCUCAUGGCUCGGAGUUUCUUAAGAAGUUUACCUAGAACCGUGGGAAGGUUGAAACAGCUUGAAGAGUUAGAUGCCUCGGGGUGUAAAUAUCUGCAAGGAGAAAUCCCUAGUGAGGUAGGGGAUUUAUCUUCACUGCGAGUCCUUCGGUUAGAAAAGACACGCAUUUCCGGUCUGCCAAAAACCAUUCACGAGUUAUCAUGUCUCCAAGUGCUUGAUUUAGGGAAAUGUGAAGAGCUACAAUCUCUGCCAGGGCUUCCCUCGAGCCUAACUAGUCUAUAUCUCGUCUGUCAGACAAUCCCAGAUAUUGCCAACCUAAUCAAUCUAACACACUUGUCAAUGAAAGUCGAGGAUUUGAGUGCCUUAACUACGAUGAAGACCCUCUCUCGACUUGCUGAAUUCCAAAUUGAACUUCAUGAUAAAAUUGAAUGGCUCCCAGAUCUUCCCUCAAAUCUAUUGAAACUUGAAGUCAGCCAAGGUCCAAAUUUGGAGAGAUUUCCAGAUUUGUCAAAUUUCAAACGCUUAUCAGAAUUGCAUCUUCGUGGUUGCUCCGAGUUAACAGAAAUCAAAGGGCUUGAAGAACUUGUGUGCCUAACUGCUUUGACAGCAUCAUUUUGUGAAAAGCUAUAUAAGCUGGAGGGCCUUGGACGUUUGGUCUCAUUAAGAUCAAUCAUCAUACGGGGUUGUAAAGCAUUAGAAACAUUACCGGAUCUUUCGAAAUUGAAAUUUUUAAAGAUCUUUGAUGCUGCGGAUUGUGAGAACCUGGUUGGAAUUCAAGGUCUUGAUAGAUGGGAAUACUUGGAAGAACUAGACAUCUCCGUGUGUUAUUCCAUUGAGAGUUUACCAGACUUUUCUAACUUAAAGGGUCUGAAGAUAUUAAUUGCUGGAAGUUGCCUGAAGCUAGUUGAAAUAACAGGCCUUGAUAAUGCUGAACACUUGAAAGAAUUAAAUCUCUCUGACUGUAGUUCUUUGGAAAGAUUACCAGAACUACCAUGCCUCGGAACCUUGAAAAAUCUGUACAUCAAUGGCUGUGAGAAGAUCCGUGAUAUCCAAGCGCUUAGGGAAUUCUCUUCAUGCAAAAUAUUAUACAUUGAAGAAUGCAAGUCGAUUGUAAACCUUCCGGAUCUUUCGGAAUUUGAAGAUUUAGAAUACUUGACAGUGAAGAAAUGUCGGCAACUUGCGGAUGUUCCAGGGCUUGAUGGAGCGAGAUCGUUAAAAUUUAUUAACAUUUCAGGGUGUGAGAUGCUUGAGAACUUACCAGAUUUGUCAGGUUUAGAACUCUUGGAAGAGCUAAAAGUACGACAUUGUGGGAAAAUAACGGAGCUCCAGGGGCUUGGAGGGUUGAGAAGCUUAAGCUUUGUGGAUUUCUCCGGAUGCAACUUGCUGAAACCCCCGGAAUUACCUAGCAGAACACGCCGAGUAUGUUCAUCGUUCAACCCAUUUGACUACGAGAAUCCAGGCCCGAUUGUUUUGGGGUGAUUUGUAACUUACAACUGUCUUUUUGCUUCUGAACCAUGACCUGACCUUUUUCCCCUGUUCAACCCAUCGAUUUGUUCUUGGCCACCACGAAAUACUCCUUUGUCUUUUCCCAUCACGGACAUAGUGAUGUUCUAUCUUCUUUGCCAUGUGAUUUGACUAGCUGUAGUUUUUUGUUCCCUAUAUUUGGCCAGGUAAAGUGACCUGCUGCAGUUUACUCCUUUUCUGCCAUGUCUGUAUGACUUGCAACAAUCAGUUCCAAAGACCAACUCCCAAGUCUGCUUCAUUGAUCAGUAACCAUGCAUCGGCAACUAUUGCAUUGAAUUUUGUUUUUCUACACUUGUCUCUAGGGAUUGCUUUUGUAUUCUAAACUGGCCCUACAUCGAAGUGUUUUUCCGUUGCCAGCAACAACUUGCAUAUUGCUGAUUUUAUGCAUUAUCAUGUAGAACAUUCAUCUAGGGAUGAUGGUGUGACUCGAUUAGCCGACUGUACAUCUUCUAGAUAACCAUCAGUGCACUUUGGAAAAACCCCCUCAUAAUUCAUUCAAGUUAGGAAUGGACAGGAGUGACUCUUUUUGGGAUGCGUGGGAUUGAGUCAUCCUUCGUAUUAUGUGAAAGUGAAUAUCUCUGAAUCUAACCACGGGGGGCUGGUUCUGUGGUCAAGCAUUUUGGAUGAGGCAGAUCCUUAAUCAAUGCAUGACUGAGAGGUUCGCAUACAUACAUGGAUUACUCGAGCCAAAAGAUCUGGGCCCUCCAUGUUACAAAAAAGAAAAAGAAUUCCAUCUAUGGUCAUCACUAAUGAGAUCUAAAGAUAUACCAGCACCAAAUUUACAGUGUUUACUUGGACAAUUCCUCCUGCUGUUGCAACUCUAGAUGUUUGACUUUACUUACCCCGAUAAUUCCAUGUUUUAAGGACGAAAUUGACAUAAAAACAUCCAACAAAAUUGUGUAUAGUCAAUGAUGAGCAUGUGAACUCGAAGACUCUGAAAAAGAAUGUCUUGAGCUGGAAAGAGAGAAGAAACCAAUGAACUAUUAGUACCUCCGCCCCAGACUUUGACUCUUUUCCGCCCAUUGAACAGGCGAAAUGGAGGAUUCCUGUUUUAAAUCCGAAGCAGGGGACUGAAGAUUUAGAAUAGAGAGGAAAGAGUUAGCUUUUUUUUGCAUCGAAUCUUUUCUUAAUCAUCUGGAGGAGGUGAGUGGGUUAGAGAAAAUGGAGGAAUAGACAAUGUGACUUCUUUCUGUCGUGGUGCCUUUUGCAUUGGUCUUGCUUUUUGUGCUCAUGUGUAAGAAAAGAAGACCAAAACCAAACAGUUUUGCUGAGGAACCAAUAACCACUUCAUCAAAUGAUCCGGCUUCUUCGCUUGGAUGCAAUUUCGACGUUUUCUUGAGCUUUAUAGGUCCUGAUUCGCGAAGGGGCUUCACCAGUCACCUGUACCAGAGACUCGUGAUACCAGAGUCCAUCGUCCACAACAAGUUUGAGCAUGUUUUCUGUUGUGUUGGUUUCUGCGAAAUGGUCUUUUAACUUGAUUAGAAUCAGAUUUCAGUUCACUGACAACGUAUACUGUGCAUUUAUUCAUGAAA